GAAGAUCACUCUGGAGCUGCUGAAGCGAUUUCGGCUCUGCCAUACCUGUCCGGACGGCGAUGCUGAUUUCGUCCGCGUCGGUGGGGGCCGGGAUGGUGGGUAUUUGCUUUGUGGCAGCGCUGCGCGGAACCUGACUCUGGCGAUCUCCAUAGGCAUCCGUGGAAUGGACCCGUUCGGGGCAGCCUUGUCAGAAGAAUUCGGGCCGAGGGUGGAAGGUUUUGACUGCACCGGAAACUCAUAUGCUUGCCCGCCGAGCUACAGCAGAUGCCGGUUCCACUUCAACCCACUCUGCGUGGGUAAGCCUUUCGACGGCAUGCCUGCAAGCCAGUUCUUGAUGCUACCCGAAAUCCUGGAUCUCUAUGCAAAGCCGUCGGACGAGAUGCUUUUGAAGAUUGACUGUGAGGGCUGUGAGUGGAGCGUGCUGCCCCAGAUACACCCCGAUGUCCUCCGGCGCUUUCGCAUGAUCAUCAUGGAGGCGCACUGGCUGGAGAAGCAGGAGAAGCAUCCUGUCUAUGCAAAG
Molecule: messenger RNA, 520 nt
Organism: Symbiodinium necroappetens
Lineage: Eukaryota; Dinophyceae; Suessiales; Symbiodiniaceae
Source: the annotation of a GenBank genome assembly